GUGCGUGCAGCUGUUACCAUGGCAACUGCAAGCUAACGUAAAGUCGGUUCAUUGGGAAGAAGAAGGUCCAAACAGGUAGACCAUCUUUUUUUCCCCCCAGGAGUAAAAGUGAAAUGUUCGAGAGGUGAAGUUUUGACGCCUGGCGGCUCGUUCGGAUACUUCCUAUCAUUGACGCCGAAAUGGAGUUGGACAGGACGGGAACGGGACGCUCGACGACACCGAGUCGCCACGAGAAAAGCUUGGGGCUCCUCACCAUGAAGUUUGUCACUUUGCUACAAGACGCCAGUGAUGGCGUUCUGGACCUGAAAGUGGCUGCAGACAGUUUGGCCGUGAAGCAGAAGCGGCGCAUAUACGACAUCACCAACGUCCUGGAAGGCGUGGGCUUGAUUGAGAAGAAGAACAAAAAUGUCAUCCGCUGGAGGGGGGAGAACAAUGCCAGUCAGACCCAGCACGAUGCGGACCAGGUGAGGUUUCUGAAAGCUCAGAUCUCUGAGCUGGAAGCCCAAGAGAAAGAGCUGGACAUCCAGAGGACGUGGCUGGAGGAGACCACCAAGCGCUUGAAACACGACCCCAUCACCAGCAAUUAUAAAUUUGUGACGCAUGAGGACAUUUGCAACGCGUUCAGCGGCGACACCGUUCUAGCUGUGGUGGCGCCAUCUGGGACUCAGCUGGAGGUGCCGCUGCAAAAGACGGGGCAGAGGAACUACCAGGUCAACCUGCGCAGCAAUGCCGCGCCCAUCAAGGUCUUGCUCAUCAACAGGGACUCUGACCGCACUGCGCCGGUGGUCUUCACCGUACCCCCCACCGACGAGCUCCGCCCCGUGCUGAUCCCGCCUACGUUCGACUCCUGCAGCCGGGACACCCUGGGCUCAGACCACCAGAUGGCGCUGGCGGAUGACCAGGAAGUGCUGACGCCCUCACCCUCCCCUCCAGAUGCACACCUAGGGUGUCUCCAUCGGCCGGCGUCGGUGUUGGAGAUGGAGCAGAUGGACCUGGCUGGCCCGGAGUUCCAGUCUGUUGUGGACGUGAGCAGCCUGCUGAGACACACCACCAUGGGGGAGCCCCUGAAGGUGGACCGAGACGAAGCUGUAGGCCUCUUGGAUGAGCUGAUGUCCGCUGAUGGCAUGGACUACAGCUUCCACCUGGAUGAUAACAGGGCUGUGUGUGACCUCUUUGACGUGCAGAGCCUCAACUACUGAGCUCAGGACCUCGCCUUUGUUUUCCCGCCGUGAAAGAUAAAGUAUACUCCCCUGUUUGCCUUUCCUCACGCACACUUCACGUUGUCCACUUGGACCCACUCAGCACACACGUGGACUUUUUUUUAUUUAGGACAUUUCUAAAGUCAGUGCGUCUUGGUUCGGAUGGUUUCCAUGGUGACAAACCUGCAUCAAAAGUUAAUUGCGGGCUCGACACUGCCUUGUUUUUUGCUUUUUUUUCCACUUAAAAAAAAAAAAAAGUCAUUUCAAAGAAACUGAUGUUUAUGUUCUCGUUUGUGGACUGGAGAAGGUCCCACCCGCCUUCAUUGUCACUGAAGCUCUCGCCUCAAGUGGCCGUCACCAGACUUUUGUUACACCUGCUUGUUUGCACUUUCUCAAUAAAUGGGUGCAGUCUCA
Molecule: messenger RNA, 1613 nt
Organism: Doryrhamphus excisus (bluestripe pipefish)
Lineage: Eukaryota; Metazoa; Chordata; Actinopteri; Syngnathiformes; Syngnathidae
Gene: e2f5
Product: E2F transcription factor 5
Biological process (GO): regulation of transcription by RNA polymerase II
Cellular component (GO): RNA polymerase II transcription regulator complex
Molecular function (GO): DNA-binding transcription factor activity, RNA polymerase II-specific; RNA polymerase II cis-regulatory region sequence-specific DNA binding; protein dimerization activity
Source: RefSeq, a predicted model, not a curated record